Trichoderma citrinoviride is the source of this 966-nucleotide messenger RNA. Its product is annotated as ribosomal protein L4. The record is from RefSeq and is a predicted model, not a curated record. NCBI's taxonomy places the organism in Eukaryota, Fungi, Ascomycota, Sordariomycetes, Hypocreales, Hypocreaceae. Gene Ontology annotation, cellular component: ribosome. Gene Ontology annotation, biological process: translation. The transcript has 3 exons. The coding region runs from base 4 to 963 and encodes 319 amino acids. Gene Ontology annotation, molecular function: structural constituent of ribosome.
AAAAUGGCGUCCAAGGGAAUGGGUUGCCUCGGCGAGGCGAUGGCUGCGCUGAGGAUAUCUGCGUCAAAGCCGGCGACGACAACCUUCAGCAGGCAAUUUACACGAUCAAUGGCCACCGAAGCACCGCUUAAAGAGGCCGCGAAACCAGCCGCAACCGCACAAUCCCUCAUGCAGUCAUGGAACCCAAUCUCAACCGUCCCCAUCACCAUCCACAGCUUCCCCUCCCUCGAGCCCCAGUCCCUCGAGCAGUGGUCCGUCCAGCACCUCUACCUCCCCCUCCGCCGCGACCUCCUCCACCUCGCCGUCGUCUACGAGGGCGACAACACCCGCCAGGGCACCGCCUCCUCCAAGACCCGCUACGACGUCCACGGCUCGCACCGGAAGCUGCGCCCGCAAAAGGGCACCGGCAGGGCCCGUCUGGGCAGCAAGCAGAGCCCUGUCCUGCGAGGCGGUGGCAAGACGUUUGGUCCUCACCCGCGCGACUUCGGGACCCGGCUGAACCGCAAGGUGUACGACAAGGCGUGGCGCACGGCGUUGAGCUACCGGUACAGACGGGGCGAGCUCAUCAUCUGCGAGGACGGCAUGGAGCUCGCGAUGCCGCAGGACUUUGACCUCGUGGCGGACAAGUACCUCAAGGACGGCCUGCGGGAGGCGUAUCUGAAAAAGUACAUGUCCGGCGUCCUGAGCACGCUGGGUCUCGGCAAGGAGUAUGGCCGCACGCUGUUCGUCACGGGAGAUCGGAGGGACAGGCUGUACGAGGCGAUGGAGCAGGUGCCGUGGGAGGGACGGGCUCUCGAUCUGGAGGACGUGGACGUCAAGGAUCUGCUGGAGACGGGCAAGGUGGUCAUGGAGAGGAGUGUGCUGCGGGAGAUGAUUGAGCAGCACCAGAGUGAUCUGGUCAGCCGGAUCGUCGUCAAUGGGCUUCCCAAGGGUGGGCCUCCUCUGGGAGAGAAGGAGUUGUGAGUG